This is a messenger RNA of Punica granatum (pomegranate), 1197 nucleotides long. The record is from RefSeq and is a predicted model, not a curated record. Lineage: Eukaryota; Viridiplantae; Streptophyta; Magnoliopsida; Myrtales; Lythraceae.
UAUAUGUUUAUAAUAUAACGAGUAAUGAUAAAGAAAGAACCAAACAAUAUGCCUUACGCAUGCAACGAGCAGCUCCCAUGGAUUCCUCUCAUCUCAACUAUUGGGUUUCUUAUUCUCCUCGGGUACUUCAUCUCCCUCAUCAUAUGGUUCUCCAACACCUUCUUCAGACCCCCGAAGUAUCUCCGGAAGCAUUACGGCUCCUGGGCCAUUGUCACGGGGUGCACUGACGGCAUCGGCCGGGCCUUUGCCCGUAAGCUGGCUCGAGAAGGGCUCAACCUCAUCCUCGUCAGCCGAAGCCCUGACAAGCUCGAGCAGCUCUCUACAGAACUACGUCUAGCCACAAACAACCGUAUCCUCGUUCAUAUUCUCGUGUUGGAUUUUUCCGACAAGGAUGUCUCGGGCGGCGUCAGGGAGAUCGAGGAGAUGGCCUGGAACCUUGAUGUUGGCGUCCUCAUAAACAACGUCGGGAUCACCUACCCGGCAGCGAGGUUCUUCCAUGAGGUGGAUGAGGAGGUUUGGACGAAGAUUGUCAGGGUUAACGUGAAGGGCACGCUCAGAGUCACGAGAGCGGUUCUGCCUGGGAUGGUCCGGAGAGGGAGAGGCGCGGUCGUAAACAUAGGCUCAGGAGCAGCCAUUGUAGUUCCUUCACACCCUCUCUUCACAAUAUAUGCUGCUACAAAAGCAUUUGUGGACCAAUUGUCGAGAUCCCUACAUGUAGAAUACAAGCACCACGGCAUUGAUGUCCAGUGUCAGGUACCUCUCUAUAUCGCGACCAAAAUGGCGUCCAAAGUGGCAUCGAUUGAGAGCUCGUCCGUUUUCGUGCCAUCCCCUGAGGACUAUGCAGAAGCUGCCGUUCGUCACAUCGGGUACGACUCACGGUGCAUGCCCUAUUGGCCCCACUUGGUCCAGUGGUUCUUCGCACGCUUGGUCCCCGAUAGCCUUCUCGAUUCAUGGCGUCUCUCGCUUGGCCUCAAAAGGAGGGCUAAAACACCUCCUUGAUAAUCGAUAGAUGUCCUUCCCAAUCAUCAUCUUCCGGCAUACAUUACAUUGCAUUUGGUGCAUUAUAAUGUGGUAGUUAACAACGAAAACACGACUUUCGUGUUAUAUAUAAAGUACUCUCUCCAUCAACAAUUGAUUGAAAUUUACUUUCACCAAAAGCCAAAAGGAAUUAGUAUUGGCGGGUUUGCCUCGUACAAA